This is a messenger RNA of Cydia splendana, 1561 nucleotides long. RefSeq names its product clavesin-1-like. The record is from RefSeq and is a predicted model, not a curated record. Gene Ontology annotation, molecular function: phosphatidylinositol bisphosphate binding. The transcript has 6 exons. The coding region runs from base 36 to 917 and encodes 293 amino acids. Gene Ontology annotation, cellular component: membrane. NCBI's taxonomy places the organism in Eukaryota, Metazoa, Arthropoda, Insecta, Lepidoptera, Tortricidae.
GAUUUGCAGAGUGGGAGCCACCAGACGAUACCAAGAUGUUCGAGUGCUUCCUGGAAAUAGCCUUCGAGGCGGAGGUGCACACGCAGGAGCAUCCAGAACUGCAAGAGCUGGCGCGGCAGCUAGUCCACGAGGAUCCCGCCACCAGGCCCGCCGCCAUCCAGGAGCUGCGGGACAUGGUGUACGAGCGCGGGGAGUGCACGCCGAGGCGCAUGGACGACGCGUUCCUGCUGCGGUUCCUGCGCGCGCGACGCUUCCUCGUGCCGCGCGCGCACAAACAGCUGGUCCGUUACUGCCGCUUCCUGGAGCAGUACCCCGAACUGUACCGGGACGUGGACCUGUGGGGACUGGCCCGCGUGGGCUGCGCGUACGAGGGCUGCAUGCUGGACCGCCCGGGCGUCGGCCGCCUCACUAUACUGCGGUUCGGAACAUGGGACCCUGAUGACUACCCCGUCGAGGAGCUGGUGAAGGUGGGCAUGGCCAUGAUGGAGAUCGGGCUGCGCUCGCCCAAGAUGCAGGUGGUGGGCGGCACCGUGAUCGUAGACAUGGCCGGGAUCACCAUGAAGCACGUGGCCACGCUCACGCCCACCAUCGCCUACCAGAUCGUCUGCCUCAUGGGGUUGGCGAUCCCGUGCGUGAUGAAUUCCUGCCACAUCGUCAACUACAACUGGCUUCUCAACACCUUCUUCUUCCUCUUCAAGCGCUUCAUCCCCAAGAAGGCGUGGAAGAUGAUCCACUUCCACGGCCACGACCUGGAGUCGCUGCGCCAGCUGGUGGACCCCGAGUGCCUCCCGCCGAGGUACGGGGGCACGUGCCGGCACCACGCCACUAUUGGGACCUGGUUCAACAAGAUCAGAAAGUACAGAGACGAGGCCUUCGAUCGGGAGAUGAAGGAAUUCGGCUGGGUGAUAAAGGAGUGAUGAACAGAUAACUAUAAGGGUCGGCGCCAUUAACGUCGCUAAAUUGUUUGUAUUGGAAAUUUCAUAGUUUACUGCUGAUCGCCGAUGAACAAUGCGUCAUUUUAAUAACAAAACUUCCGUGAGACACAGACAUAUUAAAUAUUAUUAUAUGUAUAGAUAUUAAGAACGGGUCACUCACGUCAACUCACGUAUUUUAAGUCGAAAGCGAAGCCUUUUUCGACUUAAAAUACGUGAGUGACCCGUUCUUAAUAUAUUUAAUAUGAACAAUCCGUCAAUUCUGAAUGGUGGAAUAUGGAAUGAAUAGCUGCACAACUAUUUUUGAAAUGCUUUAAAACUGCUAAAAUAUUUUUUUAUACAAUUCUUCUAUACCUAAUGACUGCGUAUAAAUUGAUUGCUUAUUAUUUGUAAGAAUUGAGAUUUUGAAAACAGACAUUUAUGUUCGGCUUCAUGAAGGAAUGAAAAUGUAUUUUGAUUUCUAUACAAAACACAGCUGUAACAUUUUACAUUAUGUGUGAAGAUGGUACUAAUGCGAUCUCAUGUUAUUUAUUAAGUAAAUUGUUGGGAAUUGAAGGUACUCUUGUAACCUAUAUUUUCAUCCUACUAGUCCAUAAAAAUAACUAGUAUCAAUGCAAUGUCUGUACAAA